Messenger RNA from Fusarium keratoplasticum, 1326 nucleotides. Its product is annotated as Amb-all domain-containing protein. The record is from RefSeq and is a predicted model, not a curated record. The transcript is spliced from 3 exons. Lineage: Eukaryota; Fungi; Ascomycota; Sordariomycetes; Hypocreales; Nectriaceae. Bases 1 to 1326 code for a protein of 441 amino acids. Gene Ontology annotation, molecular function: pectate lyase activity.
AUGAAGUCUUACGCCCUUCUUUCUCUCCUCCCGGCCGUCCUGGCCUGCGCCAACCCCAAGACCAACGAGUGCGCCAAGGCCGUCGCCGCCAAUGGCUCGUCGUUCUGCUCUUCCGUGAGCGAGACCGCCGAGCUCCCCUCGUGGGCUUCUGCCUGCAGCAAGAAGAACCUGGCCAAGGAGUGCGAGUGCCAGUUUGCCGCCGGCGGCGACUCUGCUCCCGCUCCCGCCUCCGAGGCUGCUGAGGAGCCUGUCCAGACUCAGGCCCCUGCUGCUACUACACUUGCUACUGUUGUUGCUCCUUCGGCUGUUGCUUCCAGCGCUCCUGUUGAGGAGGAGCCUGUUGAGGUUCCCGCCUCUUCCGCUGCUGGAAACUCUCCUGCUACUUCUGCUGCUGCUUCGCAGCCUUCCUCACCCGCCGGUGGUGAGGCUACUGAGGGUAGUAGUUGUGGUGCUGCUGCUGUUGAUGAGCUCGUUGGCUACGGUGAUGGAACUACCGGUGGUGGCAGCGGAGAGGGUGUCACUGUCACUUCUUGCGCAGACCUCACCUCGGCUGUUGCCAACGGCGGUGUCAUCAAGAUCGAUGGCCAACUGUCUGGCUGCGACAUCAUCCGUCUUGAGGGCGACACCACCAUCCUCGGUGUUGGCUCCGGCUCUGGUCUCGUCGGUGGUGGUUUCCGCAUGAAGGACGUGUCCAACGUCAUCCUCCGCAACCUCAAGAUGAGCAACCCUCCCGAGGGCAAGGAUCUGAUCGACAUUGAGAGCUCUACCUACGUCUGGGUCGACCACUGCGACCUCUCGGCCGAGGGCAUCACCGGCGACAAGGACCACUACGACGGUCUCUGCGACGCCAAGCGCGGCUCCGACUUCAUCACCAUCAGCUGGACCAAGUUCUCCGACCACUGGAAGGCCAGCCUGAUCGGCCACAGCGACAACGCCGGCGCUGACGACACUGGCAAGCUCCACGUCACCUACCACCACAACUACUGGUCCAACAUCAACUCGCGUGCUCCCUCUGUGCGCUUCGGUACUGCCCACAUCUACAGCAGCUGCUACGAGGACGUUCCCACCUCUGGUGUCAACUCCCGCAUGGGCGCCCAGGUGCUCGUCGAGCAGAACUCGUUCAACAACGUCCAGCGCGCCAUCGUCACCAACCUCGACAGCAAGGAGGAGGGUUUCGCCUCCAACAAGAACAACAUCUUCACCAACAGCGACACCCAAAUCACCCAGGAGAAGGAGUUUACUCCUCCCUACAGCUACACCACCGACCCUGCCAGCUGCAUUUGCGAGCUCGUCAAGGCCAAGGCCGGUACUGGAGUUGUCGCUUAG